Hordeum vulgare subsp. vulgare (domesticated barley) is the source of this 2215-nucleotide messenger RNA. RefSeq lists its product as uncharacterized. NCBI's taxonomy places the organism in Eukaryota, Viridiplantae, Streptophyta, Magnoliopsida, Poales, Poaceae. The transcript has 6 exons. The coding region runs from base 562 to 1854 and encodes 430 amino acids. The record is from RefSeq and is a predicted model, not a curated record.
CUAGGCAUGGGCUGCGCGGGCCGGGGCAGGGGCGUGUCUUUCUCUUCUCCUCGGGAAAAAGCGUGCCCCCAGCCGCGACCUACUCAACUCAACUCAACUUGAAGCUUGCUCACCCGCCGUGUUGGAAGAGAACUCAUUAAUCCAUUCCAUCACCCACAUCACUUGAAGCCUUCAAGCCCAGCCCAGCUCCCCCAUCCCCAUCCCCACCCCAACCCCAGCCCCAACCGCUGCCGCACGGCGACAUUCGGUUGACCUUCCAGCUUGACAUCGAGGCUCCGCUCGGCGCCUCGGCUACACGCUCCGAUAUUAUUUAUAGCCUCGGCCGGGGGGGAGAGGGAGGAAGAAGAAGCCAAGCGAGCGAGCGAUAGGGAGGGGGCGAUCGAGGAAGAGGACAAGCGCGAGUCGCCGAGGUGAUCUGCUGGUGGAAGCGCAAGCAAACAAGCGAGCAACAACGACCCCUGCUACGUACCGUACCUGCCUAGCUAAGCUAGCCACGGGGUACGAGGGAAAUCCAAGAAGGAGAAGAAGAAGAAGAAGCCCACCACGUACGGGCGGGCUUCCAUGGCGUCUAGCUGCUGCGGCAAGGGGCGCGCGCCGGUCGUCGUCCCCUUGCUAGCGCUGCUCGCCGUCUCAUGCGCCUUGUCGGUGUCGGCGAGCGGCGGCGCCGGGGGCAACGGCACGCGGACGGCGGAGUUCCGCUCCGGGGACGAACUGCGAGCUUACCGGACCAUCCUGGCCCGGAUGGUCAGGAUGAACAAGGCCUCCGUCAAGACCAUUCAGAGCUCCGACGGCGACGUCAUCCACUGCGUGCCGGCGCACCUCCAGCCGGCGUUUGACCACCCCAAGUUGAGAGGCCAAAAGCCAGAGGCUGAGCCCGUGGACAGGCCCAAGAUCGUCGUCAGCCACGACGCUGCCGGAGAAGAAGAAGAAGGGGACGCCGAGUUCCCGCAGGCGUGGAGCGACGGCGGCGAGUCGUGCCCCGGCGGGACGGUCCCGAUACGGCGGACCACGGAGAGCGACCUGCGGCGGUACUCCGGCUCCCUCCGGCGGUACGGCAUGAAGCCCCGCGCCGCCGGCGUCCGGCGCGACUCCACCAGCGACGGCCACGAGCACGCGGUGGGGUACGUGACCGGCGACCAGUUCUACGGCGCCAAGGCGAGCCUCAACGUGUGGCCGGCCAGGGUGGCCUCGGCGGCGGAGUUCAGCCUCUCCCAGAUCUGGGUCAUCUCCGGCACCUUCGGCAACGACCUCAACACCAUCGAAGCCGGCUGGCAGGUGAGCCCUCAGCUGUACGGCGACAACAGCCCUCGCUUCUUCACCUACUGGACGAGCGACGCGUACCAGGCGACGGGGUGCUACAACCUGCACUGCUCGGGGUUCGUGCAGACGAACCGGCGGAUCGCGAUCGGGGCGGCAAUCUCGCCGGCGUCGGCGUACAACGGCCGGCAGUUCGACAUCAGCCUGCUCAUAUGGAAGGACCCGCGGCGGGGCCACUGGUGGCUGCAGCUGGGGUCGGGCCCGCUGGUGGGGUACUGGCCGUCGUCCCUCUUCUCCCACCUCGGCGGCCACGCCAACAUGGUGCAGUUCGGCGGCGAGGUGGUGAACACGCGGCCGGCGGGGUCGCACACGCCCACGCAGAUGGGGAGCGGCCACUUCCCGCGGGAAGGGUUCAACCGCGCCGCCUACUUCCGCAACGUGCAGGUGGUCGACUGGGACAACAACCUCCUCCCGGCGAGGGACCUCCGGCUCGUCGCCGACCACCCGGCAUGCUACGGCAUCCAGGGCGGCUACAACCGCGCCUGGGGCGACUACUUCUACUACGGCGGGCCGGGAAGGAACGUGCACUGCCCCUAGCGCUUACGUUACCUGCCGAUCGUCGCCGGAGACGGAGAAGGAGAAGAAGGAGAUCCAUCCAUCGAUCUACUUAUGAUUGAUGAGAACAGUACGUACUGCUGAUUGAUCGUUGAUUCUUACUGGUGCUACGUACGUGAUGAUCGUUACCGAGGAACGGACGGCGACGGCAUCGAUCAUACUAUAUAGGUAGCUAGCUGGCUGGUGGUUUCUCGAUCGGGUUGACGCGUACGUUCGUGGCGCGCGCGGUGCUUCUUUUGAUGUGGUUGAGGCUUGUUCUUUUUUUUCCUUUUCACCUUUUGAGCUACCUAGCGUGUAUACGUGAAGAAACUGACAUAUAUAUAGAGAGAGUGUAUUGUGGAUU